CGUGGGCAGAGUUUGUCCUUCCAUGAGGUGUGUGAUUGGUGUGAGGCAGAGAUGAGGACAACAGCUGAGGAACCAUCAAACAGCAACAACAGUGUGGGUGGUGGAGUAGGUGGCGGCAGCACCGUCCUGCAGCGCCUCCUGCAGGAGCAGAUGAACCGGAAUUACGUGCUUCAACAGCAGCAACAACAACAAGGAGGAGUAGCAGGGGGGAGUGGCGGUUACUCAGGACAGGGACAGGUUGGCCCCUCUGAUGAUCACUCCAUGACCCCCCACAUAGCUCGUCAGGAGCCCCAGGGACAGGAGCUGCAGACGGACAAUGGCCUGGAGAAGUUGGGCUCCAACAGAGUAGGAGGAGGGGGUGGGAGCAGUGGAGGAGGAGGUUUAGGGACCGGGGGAGGUGGCAGCAGUGGAGGUGGUGGAAGUGGCCAAGGGCAAUGCCCAAACCCGGAGGACCUCCCUACCUAUGAGGAGGCUAAAGUACAGUCACAAUACUUCCGUGGCCAUGGUCCUCCUCAGCCACAGCAGCAAAACAACCAGGCCCAUCAGCCUCCUCUCCCAGCCUCAGUGGGUGCUACCUUCUAUGUCACUGGGGUAACCAGCACCAAGGUGCGUACUGAGGGUCGCUCAACUGUACGAGUGAGUGGUGCAGGAAAAGUGCACCAGGAUGAUGGGCUGAAGGAUCUGAAGCAAGGGCAUGUUCGGUCUCUCAGUGAAAGACUUAUGCAGCUCUCCCUAGCCACCAGUGGUGUGAAGGCACAUGCUCCUAUCAUCAGUGCCCCUCUCUCCCCUCAGUUGCCCCCACCAGGCACACAGAGUGACUUCUACAAGCCGCAGCAUCGUGGUCCCCCUCCUGAGUACCCCUUCAAAGGAAUCGGCUCACCUUCAAAGCAGCAGGAACCUGGAGGCCAUUUUUACCAGGAGCAGAGAGGGAGGGAGCACUCAAGGGAGGUGCUUCCUGUUCGAUACCAGCCACCACCUGAGUAUGGUUCAUUCAGGUCCAGUAAGGAGGGCUCGGUUCACUCCCAGAGACCCCUUCACCAGCACAGUCCCACCUCCUCUGUCACCUCGGUGGGCUCCUUGUCCCGUGCUCAGUCUUCCACCCUCAGCAGUAUGCUUGGUGCCUCCCACUCCUCCCAUGUUUCCUUUCACCACCAGCACCCGCAGAACCAGGGUGAGCCUUUCCAUUGCAUUGGGCCCCGCAGUCCACAGAGUUCUAGCUUGCACCAUGCAAGUGAGCCCUUGACCUUAGGGCACAUUCACCCACCCCUACAGAGAGGUCAUGGUUUCCCACAUGACCCCUAUGGCUCUACCCCAAGGAUGCACCAUCAGCAACAGCAUCAUCAGUAUCAGCACCAUCAGUAUCAACAACAACAGCAGCAGCAGCUCCAAGGACCAGCAUCUCUCCAGCUCCAACUGCCGGUCCAGGCAGGAAAUUUCCCCCAUCCGCACUCCUACUCCCAACUGCAGGGAGAGCCCUUUGCCAUGAUGGUACAUGCCCACCAGAUGGUGGAUGUGUUGACAGAGGAGAACAGGAUGUUGAGGCAGGAGAUGGAGACGUGUCGUGAGAAAGUCACCAAGUUGCAUAAGUUGGAAACAGAGAUCCAGCUGGUGUCAGAGGCCUAUGAAAAUCUUGCCAAGUCCUCCUCCAAGAGGGAGGCCCUGGAGAAAACUAUGAGGAACAAACUGGAGCUGGAGGUGCGCCGGCUGCAUGAUUUCAACAGGGACCUCAGAGAGCGCAUGGAGACGGCCAACAAACAGCUUGCUGCUAAAGAGUGUGAUGGCUCAGAGGACAGUCGCAAAACCAUCUCCCAGCUUGUCACACAGAAUAAAGAAACACUUCGUGAGAAGGAAAAGCUUGAGAUGGAGCUGAACUCGCUGCGCUCCACCACUGAAGACCAAAGGAGACACAUUGAGAUCAGAGACCAGGCACUAAACAAUGCUCAGGCCAAGGUAGUCAAGUUGGAGGAGGAGCUGAAAAAAAAGCAGGUUUACGUGGAGAAAGUGGAGAGGAUGCAACAAGCCUUAGCUCAGCUUCAGGCAGCCUGUGAAAAGAGGGAACAACUCGAGCAUCGUCUCCGUACAAGACUGGAAAGAGAGCUGGAGUCAUUGCGCAUGCAGCAGCGUCAGGGAGCCUCUCAAAGCAGUGGUGGGGUCCCAUCUGAGUACAAUGCCACAGUGCUGAUGGAACACCUAAGGGAGAAGGAGGAGCGGAUCCUGGCUCUGGAGGCUGACAUGACCAAGUGGGAGCAGAAAUACUUGGAGGAGAGUGUGAUGAGGCAGUUUGCAUUGGACGCCGCUGCCUCUGUUGCCACUCAGAGGUGAAGGAGCUCUCCCAGCCCCUUCACCUCCACAUACC
This is a messenger RNA of Paralichthys olivaceus (Japanese flounder), 2356 nucleotides long. NCBI's taxonomy places the organism in Eukaryota, Metazoa, Chordata, Actinopteri, Pleuronectiformes, Paralichthyidae. The record is from RefSeq and is a predicted model, not a curated record.